This is a messenger RNA of Oryza sativa Japonica Group (Japanese rice), 971 nucleotides long. Lineage: Eukaryota; Viridiplantae; Streptophyta; Magnoliopsida; Poales; Poaceae. The record is from RefSeq and is a predicted model, not a curated record.
GUCGCCCGCGGCGGCCAAGAGAGAAACUAUCGAUCGAAGAGCAGAGCAGUGUGCGAGACUUUACCCAAGUGUAAAGCAAAGCCAAAAAGGCUACUAGACCUUUUUAUCUGAUUCACACAUACGCAGUUUACGACGACGCACCAUACAUUCCACCACCAACCUGCCUCUCUCUCGUCUUCUCGAUGUGCAGCAGCAGCGGCAGUAGCAGCGGUUGUUCACAUGGUCGUCGUCGGGGCUCGUCACGGCUCCUCCGCUCCUGCUUCGGUAUAAAUGUGAGGUGCAGACGACGGGCGAGGAGGUUCGUCAGGAGGAUGGGGUGGCUCCGGUCGCUCCUGUCCCCGCUGAGGAGGCUCUGGUGCCACAUGAACGCCGUGCAGCGAAAGAAGAGAGGGAUCUACAUCCUGUACGACGAUGUCAAGUCGUGCCCGUGCGAGGACGUGCACGUGCUGUGGUCGAUCCUCGUGGAGUCCCACGGCCUGCCGCCGCCAACCCCGAUGACGACGCCGGCGCCGGCGCCGGCGCUGAGGCCGACGCGGUGAGUGAGGACAACCGGGCAGAAACAAGCAGCGCCCGCAUUAAUGGCACCCGCGGCUAAUAAGGAGAUCGAGGUCGUCGUGGCCCAUCGGAGAUGAAGUGGUAGAAUCAUUGUGGGUGUACCGUGUAGAUAGGAUUUAGGACAGUGUUUGGUGCUGUCAUUUGAUUUGGCGGCCUUCCGUUUCAUCGGCAUCUCUCUUGGAGCAUGUUGAUCGGAUGGGUUGGCCGGCGGCAGAAUGCAGCUGCCGCAGUGGGGGGCUCCGGCCUGAUGAGUGUGGUGAUGGGCUUCUUCCUCCCUGGAGCGCACCCCUCUUCCGCCGUGUCGUCUCUGUUGAUUUGGAUGCGAUUGUUUCGUCCCUCUUUGGAUGAGUGGCGAAGAAGAAGAUGAACAGGAGUUGAAUCUCGCGAGAUUUAUGCGAAAUUGACGUCGCAACCAA